CCUAAUUACUACCAAGCUAAAGCAAACAACAUUUUGCUAUUUAGUUUCCCAGGUCAUAUAAUCCACCCUGCAGCAUCAAAGAGCUCGAACAUACCAUGCAUACGCUCAGCAUAAUUCUUUAUACAAUAACUUUUAUUUUCAUUUAUGUUUCAAGUACUAUAUGUUUCGAUCAUCACCAUCCUCUCAAUCCAUCCAUCAAGCAGCUCGUGCACUGUCCAGCGACGGAAACAGAAAAUUCCCGAACCCCUCUAGCAAAACGUAGCACGGACGCGAGUGGCUUUAAAAUUGAUUUUACAUGCUAUGCGAGUAAUCACACCUGUCAACGAGCUCGACAAGCGUUUGAGCGGGCAGGCAGUAUCAUAUCGCAAGCUAUUACAUUCACCACGCCAAUCAUGGUUAAUGCAACCUAUGUGCCUUUCUGUCGCACUUUAGGAGAAUGUCCCAAGGGCAAUUUAGUCACCCUAGGCGGCUCAUACCCUGCCCGCACAGUGGCCAUAGCAAAAGGAGAUGGCGUUUUUCGAUUGUACCCACAAGCACUGGUGAAGCAAAUGGAACUCAAUUCUCCUCCAGCUUUUGCACAGUAUGAUAUUGUCAGUUUGUUCAACGCGGAGGCACCAUUUUGGUUUGAGGAUGAUGGACCAAUAGAAGGUGAUCAAUCUGAUUUUUUGUUUGUGAUCUUGCAUGAAUUCAUCCAUGGAUUAGGCUUUUAUUCCAACUGGCAAGAGCCUGUAGGCUGGGAUGCACUCAUACCAGAUUUGUCACCGCUUGUACAAGGCGAGCGACUAGUAGGCAUCAACGAAACCAAUGGAGACUUCGUUUUCACGUCAGCACUAGAGAGCGUUUUUGAUCAGUACCUGGUUCGCCUAUCCGAUAUGCAACACACUAGUAAUAUCGCACGAAAAUUCAAUAGAUAUAGACUCCAACGGGCAAUACCGCUGGUGGAGGGGUUACAACAAACGGGACUAUGGGAUGAAGCGAAAGCUAUGUAUGAACUUGGUACAAAGGCUAAAUCACUUGGCUUUGUUGCACCCAAUGACAGCUCAGCAAUGCUUGUGCUCGAGACGGGAUUAUCUCCGUUCCAGUCAGGUUCCUCGAUCUCCCACGUAGAUUAUGCUAUGUAUGGUGAUUCGGCUGAUUUUUUAAUGCGGUAUAUGCAAGAUCGUGGACUUACUUUAGAACAAGCUAUGGCUCGCAGUGGCAGCUCUAGCCCUAUAGGACCGAAGCUUAGAAAGGUGUUAAAGACCUUAGGCUAUCAGACCAUAGAAUAUCAACCCAAACUUCAGGCUGCAGUUCGGCUAAAUGCCUUGCAAUCUACCGGGUACAAAGUCACUUCCAUAUCGAGUGGUUGGGUAAUUCCCAUGUUGCUCAGCUGUAUCGUUUUAUGUGUAGACCGGUGAGAAAAACACAUUCAAGAAAUAAAAUAUCAGCGGCCCAUUGCUUAAAUGAAUGACAAUUUACCG
Molecule: messenger RNA, 1460 nt
Organism: Umbelopsis ramanniana AG
Lineage: Eukaryota; Fungi; Mucoromycota; Umbelopsidomycetes; Umbelopsidales; Umbelopsidaceae
Exons: 3
Coding region: 96-1397 (433 amino acids)
Source: RefSeq, a predicted model, not a curated record